Molecule: messenger RNA, 2043 nt
Organism: Scheffersomyces amazonensis
Lineage: Eukaryota; Fungi; Ascomycota; Pichiomycetes; Serinales; Debaryomycetaceae
Exons: 1
Coding region: 473-1927 (484 amino acids)
Molecular function (GO): histone binding; nucleosome binding
Source: RefSeq, a predicted model, not a curated record
GACUUCUCCGCUGUCUGACUAAUGCAGAACUCCUUCCUGGCCAACAAUUGAUAGAGCUACAGUAUCAACUUCCAAGUUUUCAACUUUCGUACCCCACUCCACUGACUCUCCUUCCAACUGUUGACCUCUUACUAAUUUUUUUUCUCGACCCAAAGUUAGCGACAUCGCCGACCCUACUCCGCUAGCGACCUGCUACCACGUAAGCCUCCUAUUCCCCCAAUUUUCUCACGGUUACCGAAACUCUCCCUAAGCAUUUAGAGCCUUCUCACUAUUUUUCUCCCUAGGAAUGAUUUCCUAUUCCAGAAUCUACCUACUGGAACCUGCCUACGAAAAAUAAAUACACGUCGAAAGCCAUUUGCGGACCGACUUUUCACUGGAAGUUUUCAAUAUUUAUUAUUGCCCUAGUGCACUCACGGUAAUACCCCCUAACCUAACCACCAUAACCCACCACUAACCAUUAGUGAGACUCACCAUGGUCAGCGACAGUUCGUGGAUCCUGUCGUUACCGUUGGACUUACAAAAACAAAUUUAUGCUGCCAUAACUAAACAUCCAGAUACGGUUGAAGUGUUUACUACACUAUAUAACCACCUUCAAUUAGCGAGCGAACAAGACGAUUCCAAGAGAAGGAAGGUGGACUCACACGAGAACCACCUGCACCAACAGAACCAUCACAAUCAAAAUCAAUCCAACCACCAAACUCAUCACCAGACUCAGUCACAAUCAAAAUCUCAUGCUCCACAACCUAACAAUGGUUCAGAUUACGGAAUGAUCACCAUCUCCGAACCAUUGAUCCCUGAGACAAUAAUCUUUGAAAUAUCCCAGGUAUCGUUCCAGUCUCCUAUUCGAAAGAAGAUGAAUCUUAUCUUCCAUCUUAUAGAAAGAGAUAAUGAGGCAUUACCAGUGUUAUCCAUAGUGAACCCCACGAAUCAAAUUCCUGAAAUUUCCCUCAUAAACUUAUCCCAUUCUAUUAAAUUAUGUAUUAUUAUACCUAUUUUAGGAAAUUCCACGAAUCCUACCAAGAAAAACAUUGUAUCAUUAUGUUUUUGGAUCAAUGAAGAUAGACAAGAUCCAAUUAUAUGUCAAAUUAAUCUUGAUGCUAUUAAGAAACAAAUGAUUAAAUUAGGGAAAUUACCAGUAAAUAUAGAACAACAAUUUGCUAAUUAUAAUGAAAGUAAUAACUUAUCAUUACAUCCAGUUCAUGAAAAUAUCAUUGAUUAUUUCAAACGACAAUUUAAAUUGUGUGGAAUUAAUCUUAUCAAUUAUUUACCAGGAACUCAUAUCUUCAAUAAUCAAUUUACUUUAAAUAACGAUAAUGCUUUAGCAUUAUCCAAUAAUAAUAUCUCCAAUACAAUCAUUAUGGUGGAUUGUCAUAAGGGUGCUAAAGAUGGAGUAUUGUUGUUUUUAAAUAGUAAUGAAUUCAAUCAACCCUUUAUAAUUUUUGGAUUUAAAAAGCCUAUUCUUCUGUUUGAAAUUUCCAGAGUAAAGGACUCAUCAUAUACAAAUAUUACUAGAUUAACAUUCAGUGUAUUAUUUACUGUUGUUAAUGAAAAGGAUGAAGAAAAAGUGAUCGAAUUCAGUAUGAUCGAUCAGAACUUCUUUCAGAUCAUUGAUGAUUUUAUAAAAGCUCAAAAUAUCAAUGACAAUUCAUUCGAUGCUACAUUUAAAGAGAAACAAGUGGAUAAUCAGGGACAAAACCAAGAAAAUAAUCCAGACAAUCAACCUCAACAGGAAGUGUUUAAUGAAGAUGACGAAGACGAUGAAGAUGAUGAUAAUUAUCAGGGUGGAGAGGAAGAAGAAGGAGAAGACAGUGAUGUUGCAGAAGAGUAUGAUAGUGAAGCAGGAGGUGAUAGUGGAGAUGAAGAAGAGGGAAGUGAAGUAGAAGAUGGUAAUUUCAAUAAGAAUAAAGAGGUUGAGGAAAUCGAAUAAUAACGGCACUACAAGACUUGUAAAGAUAGUUAGCGUUCGUAUAGGUAUAGCAUUAACUAAAUAAACAUAAAUAAAACGAUAAUAUGGAAUGUAUAAUGAAAUCAUUAGAGAUUAAU